AUGCCCGCACCUUUAUUCCUCUCGGGUCCCUGUGAGAUUUGUGGUCAAAAAACUUCUGGAAGACACUUUGGAGUGUUGAGUUGUAGGUCUUGUGCAGCUUUUUUCAGGAGAUCAGCAACAUGGAGCCGGAAAAAAGUACAAUGCGUGAAAGGGACCUGUAAAAUUUUUGAGGAUGGAAAAUUCAAUUGCAAACAGUGUCGACUUAAAAAGUGCGUAGAAGUCGGCAUGGACUCUAAAAAAUUCCAAACAAAUCGGGACUUGAUAUCUUCCUGCUCAGUUCCUCAGUCCCUUUGCAAUUUUCUAGGACGCCCCGAGUUCAUUUUGUGCUGCGAGCCAGACAAAGCUUCAGUUUUCAAAACUACAAUAGAUGUUACGUAUUUAGUAGAUAUGGCAAAGAAUCUGCUCGAAAAGGAUCCAUGUCAAUGCCCUUUGUCUAACAGCCUUGAACAACUUUCUACUACACUUGAAAAUAUGCGAGGAAUGAAGUUGAACAAAGAAACACAAAUUAUCAAGAAGCUUGGAAAGAACGAAUCUCUCAAAACCUGGGAACAAGGGUUUCUCCGAGCGGUGGAGUGGUUCUCCAAUUUUUCAGAAUUUCGGGAACUGGAUGAGAACUUAAAGAUGGAAAUUUUAAAAACUUGCUGGGUCUCAUGGAUCCGGUUGGAUAAGCUAUCGGAAACUGCUAACAAACGGGUGAACGCAACUCUCGACAACUCGCUUUUGAUGGUUGGAAAUGAUUCUUGCAUGCAUAUGAAUGAUUAUGAAGUUGAUUUAUCAUGGUGUACGAAUUAUUCGUUGGAGCAAUUGGCCUUUUUUUUCCUCACCCCGGACGACGAGAAGAACUACCGUCAGUUGAUACAAGAUAUGGUUGAUCUCAACCCAAGUAGCACUGAAAUCAGCUACAUGCUCCUGCAGCUUUCUCUGGAGCACGCGGGAAAAAGAUUGCAGGGAGAUAUACUGGAGGCUACUGAAAGUUUAGUUCAAGCCCAGGCAAAUCAAUUGCAUGAUUAUUACGCGAAGAAAUUGAAGUUGUCAAAUUACUCGUCAAGAUUGACACAAUUGAUGAAGAUAACUAGGACUUUGGAGGCAGACAUGAGACUUCGAAUUGAAAAGAAGAAAGUUGCAGAUGUUUUUAAUAUUUUCAAAAUUCAGUUUUCCCAUCCAGAAAUGUUUGAAACGACUUAAGAUCCUCUGCAUAAAAAUUGAAAGCUAA
This is a messenger RNA of Caenorhabditis elegans, 1213 nucleotides long. It is a transcript of the gene nhr-103, whose product is annotated as Nuclear hormone receptor family member nhr-103. Gene Ontology annotation, molecular function: DNA-binding transcription factor activity; zinc ion binding; RNA polymerase II cis-regulatory region sequence-specific DNA binding. The record is from RefSeq and is marked reviewed. NCBI's taxonomy places the organism in Eukaryota, Metazoa, Nematoda, Chromadorea, Rhabditida, Rhabditidae. Gene Ontology annotation, cellular component: nucleus. The coding region runs from base 1 to 1185 and encodes 394 amino acids. The transcript is spliced from 7 exons. Gene Ontology annotation, biological process: regulation of DNA-templated transcription.